AGUACAUUCAUAAUAUACAUCUCACAAAAUGAAAGUGAUAGCAGAUUUACACCUAUAGUUAUUAACAUUCAAGAAGUAGUUGAUUCUGAUUCGAUGUCAAGUACGAUUCUUUUUUCUACGCUUGCUUUUAAAAAAAAUAAGAUUCUUCCGACAGUUUUGAUCAUUCCUUCCAAGCCGAUCAAUAAAGAAGAAUUAAAUAUUAGUGAAGACUCAUUUUUGAUACCACUUAAAUCUACGUUUUGGGCGUACAAGUGUUUUUUGUUCUCUCCUUCUGGUAUCAGUAGCGCAGAUGACAGACCCAUACCUACAACGUUAAUUGCACUAUGUCAAUUUAUCUUAAGCCCCAAUAAAACGUUUUCUUUAUAUGAGGCUCAAUCUCAUAGUAUUUGUUUUAUUUGCGAAGCAAAGAGUUAUGAUGAAGAAGAGUAG
Messenger RNA from Cokeromyces recurvatus, 429 nucleotides. RefSeq lists its product as uncharacterized. The record is from RefSeq and is a predicted model, not a curated record. NCBI's taxonomy places the organism in Eukaryota, Fungi, Mucoromycota, Mucoromycetes, Mucorales, Mucoraceae. The annotation marks the transcript as partial. The transcript has a single exon.